GGGACAGCUCCGGUAGAUGGCACACGGGGCCAGCGCUCCGAAACCCGACACUGGCAGACACUCCCCGAGAGCCAGGGGCCGAGCAGGAACCAGGAAAUACAAGCUCAGCCCGCCCGGGGAGCUCGGCAUCGCCGGGGAAGGAGCAGCGACAUGGGCAACCUGUGCGGCUGCGGCCGGCGCUGGAAGUGUCCUUCACCUUUCAAGAGGAAGAAGGAGAAGCAAGGAGCUAAUGGGAGGCACGAGGCUCAACAGCAGCAGCCUGGCAGGAAGCAGGCUGUGCCAGGCGCGGUCCCCACGUAUGAAGACGUGCCAGAGGUGCCCGUGUAUGCCACGCUGGGCGGGCCCAGGGCCGGGCAGCAGGAGGACAGCAUCCACUACGCCGACAUCCAGGUGCUGUCCAGGGCAGGGCAGCGCUCGGCGGCCGAGCUCAGGAGCCUGCAGCUGCAGAACUCCACCGAGUACGCCACGCUCAACUUCCCCAGGGCCAGGCUCAAGUACGACAGCAAAAACGGGACCUUGGUCUAAAGGACUCCGUGGCCUCGCCCUCGUCUUGCAGCAGGAAGAGGAGGUCACAGCUGUGGGUGCAAGGAGACCUUGUGAGCACGGCUGGGAGUUGGGAGAGGUGUGUGUCCCACCUCGGACGUUCUCACUGAGGAGUUUCCCGUCUGAUUGUGCGGGGAAAAACGCCUGCUCCCCUUGGGGGAGCUGUCCCUGGAGCUGGCAGCCAGCUCCUGCCAGCCCUGCCAGGUGGCUGAGCUGCUGAAGGCUCAGGGCUGCGGGCAGAAAAUCCCUGCUGUGGCACAGCUCCAGCCUUUGGGGGUGCUGCUCUGGGAGUCCAGGAGUUCAGCACUGAAGGGACGUUUUGGUGCUGCCUUUGUGGAUUCAAGAGUUCAGCACUAAAGGGAGGUUUUGAUGCUGCCUUUGGGAAUUCAGGAAUUCAGCACUAAAGGGAGGUUUUGGCGCUGCCUUUGGGAAUUCAGGAAUUCAGCACUAAAGGGAGGUUUUGGUGCUGCUCUGGGAAUUCAGGAAUUCUGGACUAAAGGGAGGUUUUCAUGCUGCUUCUGGGAAUCCAGAAGUUCAGCACUGAAGGGACGUUUUGGUGCUGCCCUUGGGAAUCCAGGAAUUCAGAACUACAUGGGAGGCUUUGGUGAUGCCUUUGGGAAUUCAGCACUAAAGGGAGGUUUUGGUGCUGCUCUGGGAGUCCAGGAGUUCAGCACUAAAGGGACAUUUUGGUGCUGCUCUGGGAAUUCAGGAAUUCACGACUAAAGGGAGGUUUUCAUGCUGCUUCUGGGAAUCCAGAAGUUCAGCACUAAAUGGAGGUUUUGGUGCUGCCUUUGGUAAUUCAGCACUAAAGGGAGGUUUUGGUGCUGCCUUUGUGGAUUCAGGAAUUCAGCGCUAAAGGGAGAUUUUGGUGCUGCCUUUGUGGAUUCAGGAAUUCAGCACAAUGGGAGAUUUUGGUGCUGCCUUUGUGGAUUCAGGAAUUCAGGACUAAAGGGCACAGCACCUGGCAGCCAGAAAUGCAGAAUUAGGAGGGUGCAGAACCAUUUCUGUCACUGAUGGGCUGUUCAGAGGUGCACCCUCACUCCUCUGUGCAAACAAGUGAGGAGAGAGCUCCUGGCUGGGACUGGAAGUGAAACCAGGGGAAAUUGGAAGUUUAGCUGCCUCUGUUUAGGGCACUUCUCCAAGUCCAGCAGCUGCCUGGGACACUGGGAAUGAACCCUGGGCAGCUUCAGAGGAGACUUUGGACUUUGCUUCCACUUUUCCCUCAUUUUGUGCUGCCAGCCCUGGUUAUAAACCCAGUGACACAGAGCACACACCUCGUGGGGCCAUCAGCUCCACCUCUCUUUCUGGGUUUGAAAUAGUGUCCACAAUUCAGCGUAGCAAUGGUGCAAACUGGGCAGCACUGGGAGGGCACCAGGGCUCCCCAAAGCCCCUCUGCAGGCACUAAAGCAAGGCCUGGCACGUUCUGCUGCUCAGUCAGGGCCUGCAGAGCAGCUUCUGGGGCAGCCCCGGGCACUGGCAGAGUUUGGAGAUGGUUUCUUUUAUAAACACACAGAACUUUGCAGUUUAUAACUCAGCUAGGUGGGAAAAGCAUGAAGGAGCUCCUGCUCGUGGUGAAAAAUAAAGCUGCUCUUUAUUUUUCUGUGCUGUGCUUGCCAAGGUGGAAAUGUUUGAGGACCAAUCUUCCCUUUUUCCUACGUGUUUUAAUGAGUGCCCGAGCCCCUGGAAUGGUUCUUUAUCUCCCAUUCCCCAAGGAGCUCCGGCUUCCACACCACCCUCGGGGCCGUUCCUGGAAGGACAGCUCAUCCUAGAGACAAUUCCACGCUCCCAUUCCGGUGAUUUCCCCAGGUUUUCCGUGGGGAAUUGUGGAAUCCACGUGUUCUGCAGUAGAGAUUUUCCUGAAGGACUCUGUUUUGCACUGAAUAUUAAAAUCUCCCGCAGUGCCCGCGCCUGCCGUGUGUGCCAGACGAGAGCUGAUGUAUCAUUAAAGAUGCGAUAUUCAGUUUUAAGUGAGGAAUCCGCACUUUGGGCGAGGCUUUGCGGGGCUGGGGGAACACACAGGGUCCCGCUCGGGGGGCGGCGGUGCGGGGCUGGGCAGGGGCUUCCCCGAGCUGGCUCCGACCCGAUCCCGAUCCCGAUCCCGAUCCCCAUCCCGGCCCCCGAUCCCGGGGCGGAGCCAGCGCCAUCCCGCCCCAUCCCGCCCCCGUUGCCGUGGCAACCGGAGACGCGCCGGGAGCAGGUAGGGCCGGGAGUGCG
This is a messenger RNA of Passer montanus (Eurasian tree sparrow), 2757 nucleotides long. RefSeq names its product chromosome unknown C11orf52 homolog (gene CUNH11orf52). Bases 151 to 525 code for a protein of 124 amino acids. Lineage: Eukaryota; Metazoa; Chordata; Aves; Passeriformes; Passeridae. The transcript is spliced from 4 exons. Gene Ontology annotation, cellular component: extracellular exosome. The record is from RefSeq and is a predicted model, not a curated record.